Messenger RNA from Pestalotiopsis fici W106-1, 1284 nucleotides. RefSeq lists its product as uncharacterized. Gene Ontology annotation, molecular function: purine nucleosidase activity. The coding region runs from base 1 to 1284 and encodes 427 amino acids. The record is from RefSeq and is a predicted model, not a curated record. The transcript is spliced from 4 exons. Lineage: Eukaryota; Fungi; Ascomycota; Sordariomycetes; Amphisphaeriales; Sporocadaceae. Gene Ontology annotation, biological process: purine nucleoside catabolic process. Gene Ontology annotation, cellular component: cytosol.
AUGGCCCCCAAAACUCGUGUCAUCAUUGACACCGAUGUAGGCGAGUGCGGCGACGAUAUCAUUGCCAUCCUAGUGGCGCUGGCCGCGCCCGCAGAAGAUGUCGAAAUCCUUCUCUUGUCUGUUGUAUGGGGCAAUGUCAACGUCGACAAGGGUUUGCGUAACAUUAUCACCGUGUUUUAUAUUGCCCAACUAGAGAUGCAGUGGCGCGAGGCACAGGGUAUACCAGUCGGGUUCCAAUCUCUUUGUGCAUAUAAGCCUAUUGUUGCUGUGGGAUCUCCCAAUGCUCUUGGCGAGAAGACAGUUUUAAAGACGGAUGGGUUUCACGGCCCUGAUGGCGUGGGAAAUUUCCAUACCUCUCACGCCCACAUGUCGCCGCCAGGGCCGUGGAGAUCAUUGUUUCAACAAGGAGUGCCUGUCCCCGAGAAUUCUCCUUCGUGGUACAAGUAUUUUACGCCAUCCCAUCUUCCCGCGCACAAGGAGAUUCUCCGCGUCUUGAAGAGUGAGCCCGCAGGGACAGUCACGGUCUGUUCCAUUGGUCCCAUGACCAACAUUGCCCUGGCAGCCGCCGAGGAUCCAGAAGUAUUCCUCCGCACGAAGGAGCUUCUCGUCAUGGGCGGCGCCGUUGACGUGCCGGGAAACAUUACGCCCCUCGCCGAGGCCAACACAUGGAACGAUGCGCUCGCCUGCGCUCGUGUGUUUGCCCUGACAUCUGCGGACCCGGCUUCGACCAUGCCGUUGCAGACCACGCCCGAAAUCCCCGUUGCCCCAUACCCGGAGAAACUUUCAUCAAAGCUCUUGUUGAAACUGUUUCCUUUAGACAUCACUCUUGGACAUUAUGUGGACUAUACGCGGUUCGCUAAAGCAAUCAAACCUCAGAUUGAGGCCGGCAGCCCGCUUGCCGUCUUUGUGGACACCAUCUUGGGUGGUAUUUUCCGCAAAGUCUGCUCUCAAUAUGGUGGCAAUGCUUCUCCCAAACUCGCUCUUCAUGAUGGUCUGACCAUCUGGUAUGCCCUCUCCCCUCGGGACCCAUCUUGGGAGUGGGCAGCUCUGGAUAUUCGAGUAGAGACCACGGGGCAGUGGACACACGGGAUGCACGUCACUGAUCGCCGUGGUAAAGUUCGUGCUGAUGGAGUCAACGAAACGGAAAUUGCUGGAGAUCACUUGGGUUGGCUCAGCUCGACUCGAGGUAAUAGAAUCAAUGUCGUUGCUCGAGAUCCUCUCCCGGAAGCGUAUCACUAUUUGAUACUAGAACAGCUGUUCGCGGGUCAAGAAGCAAGUAUAUAA